UUUUUUUUUGCAAUUUCGUUUUUACGGGAUUGAGAUACUCCUCCCGUUGGUUUGAAUGGACAAGCCCAUCAAUGGCGACAAGUAUGUUCGCACGCUUUCUCACUACUUUCGCCACAAUCAAAAGCGUCUUGUCCCAGUAGAUCCCGAUGCCAGUAACGACACCAAAGGAAUUACACAGGGUGCAAGAGAGAACAAGAGCAGCAGCAGCAACCACAGCAAUAGUGUUGUAGGACAGAGUGUCCGCUCCAUUAUCACGCCUGCGGAUCCCAUGGCCGCUGCAUAUUCUGGCAUGGUCAAUUCGCUCUGGUCUGUGGGGAGUGCCGUCGUUGAUUCAUUAACUCCUUCGUCUACUCAGAGACCCCCAACAACGGCUCAGGAUCGUGACUCGUAUAGCGGAGCCUGGGAUGGGACAGGGACAAUUCCCGCAGACUCUAAUCCGCGAGAACGACAGCUGUAUCUUCAGGCCCAAUUGAAAGCGCCGAUCUUUCCUCUAGAUUUAUACUAUCUCCUCUAUUUGCUGGACCGAUUUGAACUAGAGGGGAUUGAAAUUGAAGGAUGGGAAGGGAGUGUCCCUCGAGCUGUCGGUGACUCGAAGCCACGUGUUCUGAAUGCGAGCAAUGGAUCGACUUACUCGUCUUUCCCGCCCCCAAAUGCUUCAACGCGUCCACAAUCUAUUCGGUCCUUCUCAUCAACUGCUCUCUCAACCUUGACGCUCAUCACAGGAUGGAAACAAUGGUCAAGUGCGGCGUCCUCGAACACAAACAACAUGACCAUCUCGGACGACGUUCACUUUAUCCACAAGUUCUUGAAAAAGAUUGCUGGUCUACGUCUCGUCGCAAAAAUGGCUCCUGACCUUGAUCCCGCUGGCAAGGGCAAGAUUGAAGGCUAUAAUGCGCAAGAGAUUUUAAAUAUACUGGCUGUCAACCCCUCAGACGACUCUUCUUCUUCUUCCUCGAGACGACAACAACAACAACGAGUCUUGCUCCCCUUGGCAGCCACAUUCUCAUCUCUGACUCAUUUAGAGCUACAUAAAAUCCCACCAAAGUGUGUUGAUGGAUGGGAGACUUUGAUGCGUCAAUUAAAGUCACUGGUCAUUAUUCAAGCUGGGCUGGAGGAUGUUCACGAUGCGAUCGUUACAGCAGUGGUUGAGAGUGAGAGGCGCCGUCGAGAACGAAUCUCUAAAGAGAAGAACCGGGCUGUUUUGAUUCGACAGGAGCAACGAGAGGCACUAAAAGAUUCAACCUCAGUCACUAUGGGCCGUCGUCAUGGGCAAGGAUCUUCUUCCGGAUCAUCCUCUUCUGGACCAUCCUCACCCGAGAACUCUCAACCACCCUCACCAUCGUUAGCUGUUGAUUUAAGCGGAGACGAAGCAGUAAUAUUGAAUUCUAUCGAAAUGUGGCCAGUCCUGCGACACUUGUCUGUUUCUGAUAAUGCCAUCCCUACUUUGAAACACAACGACACAUUCUUGUAUGCUCAGGCGAUUGUUACAUUAGAUCUCUCUCAUAAUCUGCUGAUUGCGCCACCACAUGCUCUCAUUCAUCUGCACAAUUUACACUAUCUCAAUCUGUCUUACAAUAUGCUUUCAGGUGUUCAGGCGAUCUACCAAAUUCUGGGCAAUAUUGCAGUACUAGACCUGCGAGGCAAUCGACUGGAGAGCCUGUGUGGUUUGGAGAGACUAUGGAACUUGGAAAAGGUCGAUGUUCGUGAGAACAACCUGGAUGAAGCUGCAGAAGUGGGACGAUUGGCAGCCCUCCCUUGCAUUCGUGAAAUCUGGGCAGAAAUGAACCCAUUUUGCACUAUCCAGCCAAAGUACCGUCUUGAGAUCCUGGCUGUAUUCAAGGCGAAUGGACAUGAAUUGCUUCUUGAUGGGUCAUUUGCCUCGUUUGCAGAGAAACGUACUCUUGCAAACAUGAGCCCAACAUCGUUUUCAUCCACAAUUUCGAGUAUCAGUGUCGUUAAUGUAGCUAAUAUACCCGCAGCGUCCGUCCCAACAGCUACUUUGGCUAAGGAGCUUGCGCCACCACCACCACGCAUUACCAGACCAACUGAUGCUACGAAACAAGAAACACAUGGCAACAUUAAUGAUGAUAGUAGCACAGAGUUGGAUACUACAGACAAGGAUGGAUUGGCUGCUGCAUCGCCUGGCAUCAACCCUUCGUCUCCUGUCAAACUUGUCAAGAAGAAGCUAGUCAGGUCGUCCAAGCGGGUUAAACGCAUUGUGAACCUUGACAGUGAUCAUGACGACGACAGCCAUGAGGAGGAAGGGGAGGAGGCGGAGAUAGGCGAACAUCAUGAUGUAGCUGAAGGAAAUGCGGCAGUAGCUCAUCCCAAGCCCUUGGACGCACGUGCUGCUAGCGUUAAAAAGAAGAGGUCAACCAAGAAGGCUGGUGCUAGUGUUGAUGCUGAGAAAACAGGGAAUGAAAGUGGGGAAGGUGUUCCAAAGAAGAGCAGAAAGAAGUCAACAAAGAAAAAGAGCUCUGGCCUUGUCAGUUUUGCUCCAGAUAGUAACGGCAAUAACAAUGGAGCAGCAGAUCUUGGCGAAGACUGCAUUGAUCAUUCAGAGUGCAGAGACAACCAUCACGUUCACCGCUUAGCACAACUGGAGCGCUCUUUGAACUCGAUCCAGCUCAAUAAUAAUAAUAAUAAUCACCAUGGUAAUCAACAUCAGGCGCGGCAUAACCAGCCCUCACGGGGGAUCCUCAAAAGGUCCUCAGGCGUGUUUGAUCCGAAUGACCCUGCGGGCAUGAGGCCGUCUUCACCCAAUGGAUCUAUGUGUUCAUCCGAUGAUGGGGGUGCAGAAGCCUACAGACGCAAAAUUGAAGCUAUGCGUAACGAAGCUGGGUCCAAUUGGCUAAAGGUCUUGGCAGAGAUGGACAGCGAAAACACUGUGCCACAGAGAGAUAGUGGCAUGUAAAAAAAAAAAAAAGCAGACCUUUAUUAAGAGAAGUAAUAAUAUAUCACACGUGAUUUAUACCGUCG
Lobosporangium transversale is the source of this 2979-nucleotide messenger RNA. RefSeq lists its product as hypothetical. Lineage: Eukaryota; Fungi; Mortierellomycota; Mortierellomycetes; Mortierellales; Mortierellaceae. Gene Ontology annotation, cellular component: cytoplasm. The record is from RefSeq and is a predicted model, not a curated record. Gene Ontology annotation, molecular function: protein kinase binding. The coding region runs from base 56 to 2914 and encodes 952 amino acids. The transcript has 2 exons.